AUGGAUGAUAAACACCCCAGCAUCAAACGACGUCGUCUAAACGAGGCCGCAUCCGCACUGUCGCGUCCAUUCAAGUCACCAUUGCGCAGGGACAAUCAACAACAAAGUGGCUCGCCUGCAAACAAAACUGAAGAGAACAAUACAGUCACUGAAGGUCAAGGAAAACGUGCUCCCACCACCACCAACCCCGCCCGCUCCAGUCUUCCUAAACCUUUCCUACCUUCGACUACUGACAAACCAAGUCAUGACUCUCACCUAGCCUCUUCAAUCCCUCGUCACCAACGCCCAACCACAAACCCCGACCCUGAAACUUCCGCACUUCAGAAGGAGCAGAAAUCCCUUCUGUCCCGUCUUUCUUCCCUCCGAUCACAGCUCGACACCGCACAGCAAGCGCUGAGAAUCGAAAGCUCAUCUAGAGACGCAGAGCUACAUGUUUUAAUACAGAAAUGGAAGAAAGUCAGCCAGAAUGUUGCAGAUGAGUUGUUCGUCUCUGCAAGAGAUAGGAUUGAGAGGAUGGGAGGGAUGCAGGCUUGGAGGGAGAGGGAGAGGGAGAAGAAGAUGCAGAUGCGGUGGGAUGAUGAAGAGGCAGCGGAGUUUAAAGAUCAAGAUGGUAUGAAGGGGGCUAUUACUCCUUCUACAGAUAAGGAUGAGCAGGAGGUGUUUACAAUGGAUAAGAUGCUUGCGAGUCUGAAUAUUGACUUGAAUAUCAUCGGCUUUGAUAAAGAUGGCCAGAGAUGGGUGGACUAG
Talaromyces proteolyticus is the source of this 747-nucleotide messenger RNA. RefSeq lists its product as uncharacterized. Bases 1 to 747 code for a protein of 248 amino acids. The record is from RefSeq and is a predicted model, not a curated record. Lineage: Eukaryota; Fungi; Ascomycota; Eurotiomycetes; Eurotiales; Trichocomaceae. The transcript is spliced from 2 exons. Gene Ontology annotation, biological process: DNA recombination.